Blastomyces gilchristii SLH14081 is the source of this 3041-nucleotide messenger RNA. RefSeq lists its product as hypothetical. Gene Ontology annotation, molecular function: DNA-binding transcription factor activity. Lineage: Eukaryota; Fungi; Ascomycota; Eurotiomycetes; Onygenales; Ajellomycetaceae. The transcript has 3 exons. Bases 1214 to 1993 code for a protein of 259 amino acids. The record is from RefSeq and is a predicted model, not a curated record. Gene Ontology annotation, biological process: regulation of DNA-templated transcription.
CUCAAACCAAACCCAUUCCUCUCUACGGCGUAAACGGCCAGCCUGCAAUUCUACCACCCAUCGGCCUUUAAAAUGGAUAUAGGCCUAAGAUACGUUUCUAGAAGCUUUCUUGCUAUCCUUUAGCAAUCUUUUUUAUUUUAUUUAUUUGUUGUUUCUUUUUUGGUCUUUCUUUUUUUCGGGGUGUGAGAGCGGGAGAGGAAGUCCGUGGUUAUUGGCCUUCUCACCUCCCAGCUGAGUGAAGGAAUGUUGCCAAUAUCCAAUAGGAAACACUCCAGAAACAACCUAGCGAUAUAUUGGCCUUCUUUGACCUGUUCCCAUUGGCGGCAGACAGGCCUCGGUCACGGCAGGGAUUCGUGCUCUGUGAAAUUGGUGGCUAUGUGGGUUGGGUAACUUGUUAAUGAACCCCAUGCCAAGUUCCUUAUUCCAACUAGCGAAUCCCUUGUGGACGGGAUAAUCAAUGAGGGGCACGGGGUAUCGAUCUCAAUGUGCUCUGAAAAGUACUAGAUACAAGAGUAAUUAUCUUUGCUAAAAACAGCUUUACGAGCUGAUGCCCAAUUUACUCACCCUUGAGUAACCGAGUUAAGAAGCAAAGUCAUUCAGGGAGCCAGAAUGAGCCGGAUUUUAAAGAUCACCUUUGAAGCUCACUGGCUCUAAAUCAAUAGACAGGGCUACUCCUAGUGUUGGAUCCCGGGCAUUGCCUUGCCAGCGAGAUGUCCUACAAAUAGAAUUCUAACUUCUACUAUGCCAUUUUUGGCUAAGUAAUAUUGACUCAGUUCAAGUUCCAAGGCGGUAUUGUCACAUUACGACGCUAGUCCGAGCCCUGGGCCUACUCUCGAAACUCAGGUCUUGCAAGCCACAAAAUUACCUAUGUGCACGCAAGGCUGCACUAGAAACAACUGAUCUAAUAUCCACUACGUCCGUAGCGUGGGCACGCGGGACCCCUGCGUUUGCAACGGUUGGCCGGCCUCCGGGGGGGUAGUCAAGCUGUGAUCCUGCGGAGGAUCGUUUAAAGUUGGGACUGGCCUCUCCUGGAGGUCAAGAAAUUGAUAAAUACCCCCCAUGCACCGGUAGCAGUCCUCUCCUUCAAAUUGGCCAGUAUCCGAUCAUAAAUUGUACACAUCCACCUCUUCUGCCUGUUCGUUCUCCUAUUUUUUAUUUUGCUGUAUAUCUAUUCCACAUUUGAUCCUGAGCGAUAUCCUACCCCUCAAAUUUAAUGUCAACACUCUCAGCCGUCAUGAAUCGGAGUGCGGCCUAUCCCUAUACUCCUUCCCAACCUGCGCCGCAGUCGAGGUUUAAUUCUAGUCAUGGAACUAGCAGUGCUUUCAGUGCCAGCGCACAUCCCAACGAGGAUUGGACAAAGAUAUCCGAUCUCGCUGAGCGACGGCGUAUUCAAAAUCGAAUUGCUCAACGAAACUACCGCAAGAAGCUAAAGCGACGCCUUGAGGAUUUGGAAAGAAGAGCCACUUCUUCGUCUGCAUCUCCAGAGCAAUCGCACAAGGAGCUCAGUCUCCCAGCUACAUCAAAAUCGAAGAAGUCCAAGUCCCCUUCACGGCGGGCUGCCACCAUAGAAAAAGCCAAAGCCAAAGAUGACCAGAAGGCGCCAACGAAGAUGGUUCUGACUCAGCCACUCUCUUCUUAUCAAGGCGAGCAGCGAGCCAGCAUGUUCUCCGAUCCAUCAACGAGGCAGUUGUCUGCCUCUCCUCCACUUGCUUUCGCCACCCACUACCAAGCGUGCUCUCCAAACUACAGCUACCCACAAUAUCCCCAAGAAUCGACAUACCACCCUGCUCCGAUCCCAACCUCCGAACUUCCACCCUCAGGUUACUAUAUCCAGCCACUAUCUUCGCACCCGCCCCCUGCUCAGGAACUGGUUUACCCAGAAGAUGAUCCGCUCACGCCAUUUGGUAUGAAUUAUGCUUCGAUGGCUGGGUUCGACAUCCCUGCCACCUCUGCUCCGUACCAAGAUCCAAACUCCCUUGUAAGUCGGAACUAGUGCCCAAGGGUUGAACUUCUUCCCACCCACACGAGAACAAAGAGAAAGAAAAGAAACAUAAGAAGCUCACGGUUUUCGGAUUCAAGACGCCUCCCCCUUUACAAUCAGGCCCAUAUAGUCGAUCGAACACUGCUUCUCCAAGCAACCCAGUGCAUAGGCAUCCAAGGACUCCUCAGCACUUGAUGGCUUCACCGCUGUUGUCCUUUAUCUAGGCGACAAAUUCGGGAGAAAAGAAUAUACGAUAUAGGGGCCCGGCAGGAUGAACGCGCUAGGUGAUUUUCUAUCCCGAUUUUUUAUUUUAUUUUUCGAAUUUUAUUUUAUUUUGAAUUUACACUUCUUGUAACUGUAUAUAGCGGUGGAUUCCUUCUUUGACUUUGUUUACGGUGUUACAUGAGCGUAUAUGUAACCCCUCUUGACGAAUUGCAAGAGUCUCUUUUUGUUUUGUUUUUAAUAUUGGUCACGGCUUUUCUUUUUCUACUUCCUUUUUUUCAAAGCAUAUGAAACGGAUUGGUGGCAAAAUAAGGGGCGAUUGCGUGCAAGUUUCUAUGAGGAGGUUGGAAAUGGAGACCAACUCCUGGCGUUCAUUUCUCUUCUGGCUUAUCAACCAUACGAUCAACCCAACAAACAAGACAUUACAGCGUAAAUACUUGUUGGAUACCGAUUCUAUACGUGUACAUAACAUAUAAUAAUAAUAGACUUCCUGUAACGAGCAGUAUUUUUUUAUUAUUCUUUUUUAACUAGCGAAAUCAUCAGGUUUACCUUUAUUUAUGUUUUUUGGCUUUGCUCGCCCUUCGGAACGGACUUCGAGUCCGCUCGCCAAGAAACAGGCGAAACGGGGGCCGCAGCGCGGUCUUGGCUGGAGGCGCGAGUAGCUAGCAAUACGCGGGAACGGGGGUGGGUUGCAGCGUAUCAAUUAUCGGAACACCUUGUGGUUUUUGUCAUAGUUAGUUUUUGGCUUGGUAUCGCGUCAUUCAUGUCCGUUGAGAGGAGAGGUUUGACAGAUAUUUCCCCCUUUCAAGUUCCUUCCGUAUUUUACCGGAUAUCAAAC